Pestalotiopsis fici W106-1 is the source of this 1350-nucleotide messenger RNA. RefSeq lists its product as uncharacterized. Gene Ontology annotation, molecular function: inositol phosphoceramide synthase activity. The record is from RefSeq and is a predicted model, not a curated record. The transcript has 2 exons. Gene Ontology annotation, cellular component: inositol phosphoceramide synthase complex. Bases 1 to 1350 code for a protein of 449 amino acids. Gene Ontology annotation, biological process: sphingolipid biosynthetic process; inositol phosphoceramide metabolic process. Lineage: Eukaryota; Fungi; Ascomycota; Sordariomycetes; Amphisphaeriales; Sporocadaceae.
AUGGCGAGCAAGUCGGACGAUUGGAAGGGGAUGGUGAUUUGGAAAAUGCCGGAAUGGAUCGAACCAGUGGGCAUUGUCUCGAUCCUCCUAGUUGCCAUGUUCGUCACACGGCGGCGGAGCUUUUCCAUCUUGAGCGGCAAGGACUCUAGCUACCGGCCUCUGAUUUCGCACGAGGACUCGCCGAGCACCUCUGACGACGAGGACUAUACCUUCUCCCCGAAGCCGAACGUGGAAUACCCCCCGAAACGCAGGCGCAUCUUUGGACUCUGGACCGUCCUCACACCCAACUCGAGCCGCUUUGCACGACACUUUCACUCGCGCAUCCUGCAGAAAUACCCGUUCCUGGUUGAGAUGUUUUACUGGGUCAUUACCUACUUCUUUUACCGCAUGACGGCCAAGGUCUCUGCCAUUUGGUACGGCAGCACCGAAAGCCUCUGGCUUAAUGCGCAGGCACACGGCAUCUCCCUGCUCGAGACCGAGGCGUGGGUUCUGGGUUCCGAUUCGACCGAUGCCAGCCGCUGGAUCGAGUGGCGCGUCCAGCAAUGGUUCAUUGCCGGCGCCGAGAUUGGCGACAUUCGCCGCCUGCUCCUCACCAUUCUGAACCGCGCCUACGCCCUGAUUCACAUUCCCGGCACCGUGGGCUUCAUUGCAUACUAUUACUACGUUGCGCCCAACCACACGCGCUUCUGCACCGUCCGCCGCACCAUGUCUCUUCUGAACAUGUUUGCCUUUCUCACCUUUACCGUCUACCCGUGCAUGCCGCCGCGCCUGCUGCCCAAGGAGUUUGGCUUCAUCGACACUGUCAAUGCCGAGGACGCCGCCAGCGUCUUCAUGAGCGGCAAGUACGUCAACAAGCUCGCUGCCAUGCCGAGUAUGCACUUUGGCUACGCUUUCUGCAUUGGUUGUGUUUUCAUUUACGAGAGCGGUUUCAUGCGGCAGUGGUGCCGUCUGCCCUGCUUCAGCAGCAGCAGUACCAGCAACAGCAACAAGUCCGCCGACGCUCUGGAAGACGAGACCGCGGAGCAGCAGCAACAGCAGCAGCACGACAUUGAGACGCCUUACCUGAAGCAGACCAUUCUAGAGUCCGAACCCGACCAGCAGCGCGAGCGCUCACCCCUGGCACGCAUUCUGUUCCUGGUCGUGGGUGUCCUGUACCCGUCCUUUAUCCUGCUGUGCAUUGUCGCCACCGCCAACCACUACAUUCUCGACGCCGUGGCCGCCGCUCUCGUUGUUCUCCUGGCCUAUCUGUGCAACCGCGUCCUGCUCAACUUUCUCGUCCUCGAGGAUUGGCUGCUCUGGGCCUGGAGGCUGGAGAAGCCAGAGCCUACCACUGGCAAGACGAGAACGUGA